AUGGCUGCUUGUGAUGCCUUCAUCUCUAAAAUCUCUCACACACUGAUCUUUGUGCAGACUGGGUCUUUCCGUAUGGUGUCAGAGGAGGAGCAGGCCAUGCGGUCAAAGCUGGAGCAUUUGACAGUGAAGGAUCAUGGGCCGGUGUUUGGGCCGUGCCACAAACUGCCUGGCCACACUGUACAAAAGGCGAAGGAUGAGCUGAAUGAGACAGAUGAGAGGCGGGCGUCGUCACUGAAGGACCUGCGGGCCCUGAUGAAGGAGAGGGCAGCGGAGGGAGACGACCUGGCCAAGCUGGUGCUGGAACGCUUCGGGGACAAACCCGACUCUCUGCUGCUGCGUUUCCUCAGAGCUCGCAAGUUUGAUGUUGUCAGAGCCCAUGAGCUCAUGAAAGGUUAUUCUCGCUUCAGGAAGGAGUAUCCUGAGCUGUUUGAGAACCUGACCCCUGAGGCGGUCCGCAGCACCAUCGAGGCGGGCUACCCUGUGGUUCUGCCCAGCAGAGACAAGUACGGCCGCGUGGUCCUGCUCUUCAACAUCGAGAACUGGGACCUGGAGGAGAUUACAUUCGAUGAGAUCUUGAGAGCCUACUGUGUGAUCCUGGAGAAGUUGCUUGAGAAUGAAGAGACGCAGAUCAAUGGCUUUGUCCUGAUUGAGAACUUCAAGGGCUUCACCAUGCAGCACGCCUCAGGAAUUAAGCCGGCUGAGCUGAAGAAGAUGGUGGACAUGCUGCAGGACUCCUUCCCUGCUCGUUUCAAGGCAGUCCACGUAACCCACCAGCCCUGGUACUUCACCACCACAUAUAAUGUGGUCAAACCCUUCAUGAAGAGCAAACUGCUGGAGAGGGUCUUUGUUCACGGUGACGAGCUGGAUAACUACUUCAAAGAAUUCGAUGCAGACAUCCUGCCGGCAGACUUUGAUGGGAAGUCCCCCGUUGCUGACUGCCAGGCCAUCGCCACCAAGCUUUUUGGCUCUGAAGACACUGCUCUCUGA
This is a messenger RNA of Toxotes jaculatrix (banded archerfish), 987 nucleotides long. Its product is annotated as retinaldehyde-binding protein 1-like. The record is from RefSeq and is a predicted model, not a curated record. Gene Ontology annotation, cellular component: membrane. NCBI's taxonomy places the organism in Eukaryota, Metazoa, Chordata, Actinopteri, Toxotidae. The transcript has 7 exons. The coding region runs from base 1 to 987 and encodes 328 amino acids. Gene Ontology annotation, molecular function: phosphatidylinositol bisphosphate binding.